AUGGCGGCUUCAAACCCACCCCAUCCUUUACAGGUCCUGGACCAAAUGUUUAAUGAAGUCCUGGUCCAAACCGGAAAACAUCUUAGAGCGAAUAUGAAAGAUGGACCAAAGAACGCAAAUGCAAACACAACGCGCACGUCCACAGUAGAUUCGUUGACAACGUACCACUACGCCCUAGACGACCUUGAGAGUGAGAUAACAAGAGCAAAGGCCGUUGUAUUAAGAGACCUAGAGAAGCUUCGCGCCGCCCGGGCUCCCCCUCCGGCGCCGGCGCCAGCUCCUACUCCAACUCCAGUUCCGGCUCCACAGCCUGUAGCACCUCCGGCGCCAAUGAUGGAAUUACCAUCAUCAGCGGCGCAUACCAUGAGCGCCCCAGCCUUUGCUCCUAAGAAAGAGACAAAGGGAGCCGCUCCGUUUCCCGACAUGGGCAUGGGUAUGUCGAGCGACAACAUGAUCGAUCUAACUUCUUCCGAGAAGAAACCUUCACCUCGUGUCGCACCCGGCGCUAUUAGACCCCCAGGAAGACCAAGCCCUGUAGUUAAGCAUGAUGUGAGGCCCUCGCCAAAGCAGGCACACAAGCCGAGUCCGAAACUAGCCCAGCCUGCUAAAGUCACACCCGUUCCCCCGCCGCAAAUCCCGCGCCUGCAAAAUCUCCAGCCUCCCCAGCCGCCUUCCAUAGGACCUGCGGCCACAACGCAAUCUCAAUCGACUGCGCCAAAUGCCCAACCCGCAAGGACAGUCCAAGCCACACCAGCGGCACAGGCGGCUCAAGAUGCCACAAUCAAUGCCACACUCGUGCCCAACAAUGCUGUUGGAGCCGAUACCAAUGCGACCGGUGGGAACACACUCAACUUCACAGAUAUGCAGUUCUCCCUUGCGCCACCCAGCAAUGACGCACCAGGCGCCCCUCCGGCCCCCAUGCCUGAGUUCGACUUAACAACCUUCGCGCCGCAAGGAAGUAACGAUAUACUGUCCCUCGAUAAUUCUAAGCCUAGUAACACCACCGCGGCCCCUCAACAACCUAAAGAGCAGGACAAGACCGACUCAAGCAAUCUUGACGACCUGUUCAACCUCGAUAGUAAUAAUGGUGGGGACAACAUGUUCGACCUAGGAGGUGGCGGUGCUAAUGAUAGCACUUUCGACGACAUGAUGUACUUCGAUAACAACGAUGCAGACAUGUCGUUCGACGAAGCUUAUUUCUUCAGCAAAUAA
This is a messenger RNA of Hypoxylon trugodes, 1212 nucleotides long. RefSeq lists its product as uncharacterized. The transcript has 3 exons. NCBI's taxonomy places the organism in Eukaryota, Fungi, Ascomycota, Sordariomycetes, Xylariales, Hypoxylaceae. Bases 1 to 1212 code for a protein of 403 amino acids. The record is from RefSeq and is a predicted model, not a curated record.